AUGAGAAGGAACAAAAACACGUCGCUGGACACCGUGGUGACUGAUUUCAUUCUCCUGGGCUUGCCUCAUCCCCCCAGUCUCCAAGUUCUUCUCUUCCUGGUCUUCUUCAUCAUUUACAUCCUGACUCAGCUGGGGAACCUGCUCAUUCUGCUCACCGUGUGGGCUGACCCCAAGCUCCACGCCCGCCCUAUGUACAUCCUUCUGGGCGUCCUCUCCUUCCUGGACAUGUGGCUCUCCUCAGUCAUCGUUCCUCGACUUAUUUUAAACUUCACUCCUGCCAGUAAGGCCAUCCCCUUUGGCGGCUGUGUGGCCCAGCUCUAUUUCUUUCACUUCCUGGGCAGCACCCAGUGCUUCCUCUACACCUUGAUGGCCUAUGACAGGUACCUGGCAAUCUGCCAGCCUCUGCGCUACCCUGUGUUCAUGAAUGCAAAGUUGUGCACCACCCUUGUGUCUGGAGCGUGGGUGGCUGGCUCCAUCCACGGAUCUAUCCAGGCCACUCUGACCUUUCGCCUGCCCUACUGUGGACCCAAUCAAGUGGAUUAUUUUAUCUGUGAUAUACCAGCAGUAUUGAGACUGGCCUGUGCUGACACAACUGUCAAUGAGCUGGUGACCUUUGUGGACAUCGGGGUGGUGGCCGCCAGUUGCUUCCUGCUCAUUCUGCUCUCCUAUGCCAACAUAGUCCACGCCAUCCUGAAGAUACGCACCGCUGAUGGGAGGCGCAGGGCCUUCUCCACCUGUGGCUCCCACCUAACCGUGGUCACAGUCUACUAUGUCCCUUGCAUUUUUAUCUACCUGCGAGCAGGCUCCAAGAGUCCCCUGGAUGGGGCGGUGGCUGUGUUUUACACUGUGGUCACACCAUUACUGAACCCCCUCAUCUACACCCUGAGGAACCAGGACGUGAAGUCUGCUCUGAAGAGGAUAAGGGCAGGUCAAGGGAGUGCGAGUGGAAAUAAAUAA
Molecule: messenger RNA, 957 nt
Organism: Cavia porcellus (domestic guinea pig)
Lineage: Eukaryota; Metazoa; Chordata; Mammalia; Rodentia; Caviidae
Product: olfactory receptor 10G2
Exons: 1
Coding region: 1-957 (318 amino acids)
Biological process (GO): G protein-coupled receptor signaling pathway
Cellular component (GO): membrane
Molecular function (GO): G protein-coupled receptor activity; olfactory receptor activity
Source: RefSeq, a predicted model, not a curated record